This is a messenger RNA of Fopius arisanus, 515 nucleotides long. RefSeq names its product Ribosomal protein L35 (gene RpL35). Gene Ontology annotation, cellular component: cytosolic large ribosomal subunit; ribosome. The transcript is spliced from 3 exons. Gene Ontology annotation, molecular function: structural constituent of ribosome; mRNA binding. Lineage: Eukaryota; Metazoa; Arthropoda; Insecta; Hymenoptera; Braconidae. The coding region runs from base 97 to 468 and encodes 123 amino acids. Gene Ontology annotation, biological process: maturation of LSU-rRNA from tricistronic rRNA transcript (SSU-rRNA, 5.8S rRNA, LSU-rRNA); translation. The record is from RefSeq and is a predicted model, not a curated record.
CAAAAUAAUCUGUAAUUUGACUAGAGAGUCGAUUUCUUGGGAGACCGACCGCUUCCGUUAUCUUCUUUCUCUUUCUUUCCACAAACGUGCGACAAAAUGGUGAAAGUCAAGUGCUCCGAGUUGAGGACGAAGGAGAAAAAGGAGCUGCUCAAGCAGCUGGAGGAGCUCAAAACUGAGCUGACCAACCUCAGGGUUGCCAAAGUGACAGGAGGUGCAGCUUCCAAGCUCUCCAAGAUACGUGUCGUACGUAAGGCAAUCGCCCGUGUAUAUAUAAUUAUGCACCAGAAGCAGAAGGAGAAUCUUCGUCUCCUUUUUAAAAAUAAGAAGUACAAGCCCCUGGACCUUAGGCCAAAGAAGACUCGAGCCAUUCGCAGGAAGUUGACUCCAUUCCAGGCUGGGAAAAAGACAUUGAAGGAAGUCAGGAAAUUAUCUGCUUGGCCUGUGAGGAAGUACGCCCUCAAGGCAUAAAUCUGUCACAUGUUUCACAAAAUCUAAUAAAAAAAUUAAAAAACCAA